CACAGUGGAAGUCUAUCGAAGCAAAGCACGCGUCUCCACUCUCCAGCAGUCCGGCGCAGCUUCCGUUCCCCCGCCGUAGUUCGACCAGGCGGCCGGAGCGCGACGCGCUCGUGGUUUGCAGCAUGUCGGCGCAGGCGGGUACAGGGACGUACUCCCCGGCGGUGGCCGCAGGGGACAAGCGGCGGGAGAGGAAGGAGGAGCUGCGGCGCCACCUCGUCGAGGACGCCGACUGGCCCCGGGCCGACGGCCGCUCCUUCCACGACUGCCGGCCAGCGUUUAUGCAGACAGGACCAACUACUGCUGCAUCAGGGUCUGCUUAUGCGGAAUUUGGGAAGACAAAGGUCAUUGUAUCGGUGUUUGGACCAAGGGAAAGUAAAAAAGCAAUGAUGUACAGUGAUAUUGGUAGGCUCAAUUGCAAUGUUAGCUAUACAACCUUUGCCACUCCAGUGCGUGGACAGGGAGCAGACAACAAAGAGUACUCAUCAAUGCUUUAUAAAGCUUUGGAAGGCGCAGUAAUGCUACACACUUUUCCAAAGACCACUGUUGAUGUUUUUGCCUUGGUUCUUGAGUCUGGCGGCAGUGAUCUUCCCAUCAUUAUAUCAUGCGCUAGUCUUGCACUGGCAGAUGCUGGAAUCAUGAUGUAUGACCUUGUUACAUCUGUAUCCGUGUCCUGUUUUGGUAAGAACAUCAUCAUCGACCCAACCUCAGACGAGGAAGCAUGGCAAGAUGGAAGCCUUGUGGUUGCUUUCAUGCCAGCCCGCAAGGAGAUCACACAACUCACGCUCACCGGAGAGUGGAGUGAUGGCAGAAUAACCAAUGCAGUAGAGCUCUGUAUGGAUGCUUGCAGUAAGCUCGGUGACAUAUUGCGUGACCACUUGAAAGAUACCGCCACCUUGACGAGUGAAUGAUGUGGCAGAGACAACACUUGCAACAACAGAUAUCCUUAGCUGUACAAAAUCUGUAGGCAAGGGAGGCUUGUUGGCCUGAUGUUUGAGUAAGCAUGCAUGGUUGUCUCCUUCAUGGCAAAAGGGUGAACUGUCAAGCUGGGGAGAAAUUGCAGGGCAGUGUGUAUUUGCCAUGUAACAUCUCCUGACUUCUGACCUUUAGCUUCAUGUAGCAUCUGUAUCUUGCUUUUUUCUGCUUACUGUAAUAUUCCUUGCUCUACAAUGACCUGCAUUCUUUUGAUACUGCCCUUAAUUUUUGGUUCGAGUGAGAAAAACAUUUUGAGCCGCUCUGAGAUUUUUACCCA
Sorghum bicolor (sorghum) is the source of this 1249-nucleotide messenger RNA. RefSeq names its product exosome complex component RRP41-like. NCBI's taxonomy places the organism in Eukaryota, Viridiplantae, Streptophyta, Magnoliopsida, Poales, Poaceae. Gene Ontology annotation, biological process: nuclear mRNA surveillance; poly(A)-dependent snoRNA 3'-end processing; U4 snRNA 3'-end processing. The record is from RefSeq and is a predicted model, not a curated record. Gene Ontology annotation, cellular component: nucleolus; nuclear exosome (RNase complex); cytoplasmic exosome (RNase complex). The transcript has 7 exons. The coding region runs from base 123 to 908 and encodes 261 amino acids.